AUGUCUCAAGAUUCAAGUGCUAAAGGAAUUUUUAGUAUAAUUUCUUACAUUGCUCCAGAGAGAUCUUUACUGAAUAUUCUCCAAGAUAGUGAAUAUAAUAAUUUAGAUUGGAAUUCCAAA
Cetraspora pellucida is the source of this 120-nucleotide messenger RNA. The record is from the annotation of a GenBank genome assembly. NCBI's taxonomy places the organism in Eukaryota, Fungi, Glomeromycota, Glomeromycetes, Diversisporales, Gigasporaceae.